AAUAUACUCCAUUUCGCCCUACACACCUGUUCGCGAGGGCCAUGAAGGCGACAGAUGGGCCCCUUCGUCGAUACCAAUGCACCCCCUUCCCCGAUCGCGACCUUCUCAAGCUCUCCGAUAGCGUCCUCGCUGUUCAGCCUUGCUACUCAUCCAGCAUCCUCGCCCGCUCUACGAAACACCCGAUACGAUGCCCGACUCACCCCCACCCACCGGUCGAAUCCGUCCUCCGGAGCCACUUUCCCCGGGGAGCCAGCCCACUGUCAAACGUCCUCGUCCUCUUGCGGGGCUCGGCGGCAAGUUCUUGCUACCGCCGAGUUUCAGCGGACAAGGCAAUGCUGCCCGCGCGACAGGGACGACGACGUCGUCCUUGCGCAGCACCCCCACAGUCGCGUCGCGGGCGCCCUCCGUGGCAUCGAGCCGGGCGCCCUCGCCGGGCCUGGACUUGAGUUCACAGCAGGUCUCAGGACGAGGGCGGCAGCGCGCGGCCACAGCGACCGGUAGCGUCUCAGUCGACAAAGGCAAGCGUCGCGAUGCACGCGGUCGAUGUAUGCAGGCGCGGGCAAGCGCAGCGCCGACAUGCUGAUGCGCCUGCAGAACAGUAUGGACACGGUAUUAGCCAAAGUGGACAGUCUCGAAGAGAGGGUGAAGAAACUCACCAAUGAGAACAACCGCCUCAUCACGACGGUCGCAGAAAACCGAACGCUUUUGAAAGAGCUUCGCGUGACUGGUGACGACACGGUCGAGCGUCUUGACAACCAUGUCGAGCGCGUGGAGAACUGCCUCGAGCGGAUAGGUGACCUUGAAGACCGCGCCAUAGCCGAACAGGUAGGCCGCGCAGCUGUCGCCGCUGCGGCAGCCGCUCCGCCCAGCGAGAUUGAGGUAGUCGCCGUCGCGAGCAAAAGAGAGCUGCAGACUCGGACGUUCUUUGCUUGCCUUCGCAGCGUCCUCCAGGGCAUGAUGGGUGUUCGCAAGAAGGCCCUGUUGCCGAAGCCGAUGAAGCGGGGGUUCUGGUCGGACGAAGAUCCCCUGAGUCCUACCCGACUGCUUCGUCCACGAUGGGAAGACGGCUGGCCGACGAACCGCGAGGGAUGGGUGGCAGAUGUCGUCCAAAAGGUCAAGCGGGAUGGGCGCCGAUGGUCGACUUCGCUGUCGCAGGAGAUGCUGAACAUCCUGCCGGACGACGUGAUCGAGGACGGGCUCGAAACGUGCUUCGGUAACAUGGCCAAGAGGUACAAGGAACGACGAGACCAAACAAAGGCGACUCGGGAGGAGACGCUGAUGUACAAACGGCAGCGUCGCCGCAAGGUCAUUAAGGCCGGUGAGCGGUCCGACGUGCGAGAGCAUAUCCCCGCGCUUGUGGGGCCAGAGUGGGACUGGUUCUUCCAAUGGCAGUACCAGUCCACGGACGAGUCCGACCACAGCGGUCCGACGAGCGCGAUUGAUCCAGACACUGAGCAAGAGGGACCGGCGCUCACUGAUGCUGCGAAGGCCAAAGCGGCGCGAGUUCCUGCACGCACUCGACCCUGGAAACAGCGCGCGCCGGCCUACCGAGGAGCGACCGUCACCGCUCUCUACAAUCAAGUUGAUGCCGUAGUCUACUCUGAGCGGGCCACCGAUGACGCUGAGGCCAUCCAGGGCAACACUCACCAUGUUCGCAUUCGGGGGCCCCCUCGACCUGAUGACAAGAGCGAGCUCCCGAUCCUUCGCAAAAAUGCGCAGAAAAAGGACGGAGUGAAGAUCGAGUUGCAGAAGAUUCCUUUGGCGAUGGUUGACCCACGGUGGUUGAGCACGGAGACCGGGCGCAAGUUCCGCCAUGUACAAUACAUCGCGGACUGGAUCGCAGGUGAGACAGAUGUUGUUGUUGCCGAGGAUGAAGGAGUGGAUGACGGUGGAGACGAAGAGGAUGACGUGGAGGAGUAGAACGUAGUCGCAAGGAGUGAGCGCGGGGAGAGCGGCGUGUGUGGGAAACAUUCCUGGGGGUGGAUCAAUAAAUCAGUGUUCUGACUGG
Molecule: messenger RNA, 2008 nt
Organism: Trametes versicolor FP-101664 SS1
Lineage: Eukaryota; Fungi; Basidiomycota; Agaricomycetes; Polyporales; Polyporaceae
Exons: 6
Coding region: 544-1920 (458 amino acids)
Source: RefSeq, a predicted model, not a curated record